Messenger RNA from Cyprinus carpio (common carp), 5573 nucleotides. RefSeq names its product zinc finger and BTB domain-containing protein 18-like. The record is from RefSeq and is a predicted model, not a curated record. Gene Ontology annotation, biological process: regulation of transcription by RNA polymerase II. Gene Ontology annotation, molecular function: DNA-binding transcription factor activity, RNA polymerase II-specific; RNA polymerase II cis-regulatory region sequence-specific DNA binding; protein binding. Lineage: Eukaryota; Metazoa; Chordata; Actinopteri; Cypriniformes; Cyprinidae. Gene Ontology annotation, cellular component: nucleus.
CCUAAUCAUGAGUGUGACAUCCUUCAGAAGAGACCUUCAGAUUAUAUUUGAGUAUCUUUGUUUUGCUGGUUUUGGUGGUAAACAGGAAACUCUUGUUAGGCUCGCACUGAAGAAGUUUCUGAGUAUGUACACAAAUAUAAAUGUGAUGCAUAAGAAGUAAGGAGGUUUGUAAGUCCUAAUGCGGAAUACAAUGCCUUUGUUUGAACCGUACUUAUAAGGCCUGUAUGAUUGUUCCCAUUGUUUCUUAUUUCUUUUUUUCCCCCUCCUCUGUCAGUUGUCCAAAGGGUCAGUAAAAUGAAUGACGGUUAUGGCGCGGCCAGUGAACCAUAAAAAAGCCGAAAACAAUAUCAGCUGCGUGGAUCUGUCAGUUGCAAAUGUGCUGUGCUGGCCUUUGUUUAUGGUUACUGGAAGGAGAGGGGGAAAAACUAAGGGUAUUUAAAUUCUCAGUGCAGGAAACUAGGUUAGAAAAAAGUGUCGGCUUUCAGACGGACCCAUUUCCAAGUACUUCUUUGCUGAGAGAUUACAACUAAAGGGGGGGAAUUGGCUAGUUUUCUACAGAAUCACCUCACAACACUUCCCUUCCUCCCGUUUUUUAAAGGGGGGAAAGAGAAACAAAGUUGUAUAAAGGAGAGGCUGGUGGCAAGAGUGUAGAGGAGUAGCAUAUGGCACUAAAAGGAGCACAGCUGGAGGUAGCAUUUCCAUCUGAACAUGAUGUCAGAGCAGCUGACAGGCUGCCAUCCCCCAGUCUUUUCUUCUAACGCACAGACUGGGAGUUAGUGUGUGUGCGGAUCUGUGUGCAGGAGGAGGCAUCGCAUUCCCCUCCAACAUCUCCUCCACUUUGCAUCUGUCCCUCACAGUUUGAUUUUCUCUCUCUUUUCUCUCGCGUCUCUACCCUUUCAUUGAUUCGGCGAAGGGAGUUACAGCCGGCGCUACCACAACAGUGGACUUAAUCAAGUUGAUGCGUACUGCAGGUUAUGAAGACAGCAUGGAGUUUCCAGACCACAGCAGACAUUUGCUACAGUGUCUGAGCGAGCAGAGGCAUCAGGGAUUCCUGUGUGACUCCACUGUGCUGGUCGGUGAUGCCCAGUUCCGAGCCCAUCGUGCAGUGCUGGCUUCAUGCAGCAUGUACUUCCACCUCUUUUACAAGGACCAGUUAGACAAAAGGGACAUUGUUCAUCUGAACAGCGACAUUGUCACAGCCCCGGCCUUCGCUCUCCUGCUUGAGUUCAUGUACGAAGGAAAGCUCCAGUUCAAAUCACUUCCAGUGGAGGAUGUGCUGGCUGCUGCCAGCUACCUCCACAUGUAUGACAUUGUCAAGGUGUGCAAGAAGAAGCUCAAGCAGAAGGCCACAGCCGAGGCUGACAGCACCAAGCGGGAGGAGGAUGCCUCCAGCUGCUCGGACAAGGUGGAGAGCUUCUCGGAAGGUGGAAGCACGGGCCGGCCAGCCACCGCUGACCUGCUGCAGAGUGACGACGAGGACAUGGAGAACAAACGGGACAGCCCUCAGGAGCCGGGGAGCAUGUGGAUGCGUCUGCCUUCCGACCGGACCGCAUCUCCCACCACUAGCCCCAGGGAGGCGGAAACACACGGUCCCGACGCUGGCAAAUCUCCUGCUGCCAGCCCCAGCAGCUCCACCAGCUCCCUGUCCCAUCGCUCGGCGGUGCCUCGGAGAGUCUCUGCUGACACCGAUUGUGUGCUUGACCUCUCUGUGAAGUCCAGUCUGGGCGGAGGUCCUGGGGAGACCAUUGCUGCCAACCCUUAUUUCUGCAGCUCUGUGACUCCAGACAGCCUCCAGAGUGCCUUGGUUCAAGUCAAGGUGGAAAAGGACACAGGCUCGGACGAUGACGAACUGGUGAGUGGCGACUACGAGAUGGAGCACAGCGGUGUGAAGGAGCCACCCAGCACCAACGGGACUCACAUCAGCCUCAUUGCGCAACGGAGGUUGGGCCUGGAGGCUCACCUCUCAGCCCUGCGUGAGGCCUCGCUGGCCAGUGAGCUGGUGCGGGACAGCAAAGGAGGUGAUGAUGACACAGAUGUCUUAGGAGGGGACAGUGAGCGAGCCCAUGAGGCCGCGGGGGUUGAGAACUCCCUGUUGCCUUACGUCUCCAGCAUGCUGGGGGGUCCACAUACUCAGAUCUUCAUGUGCCCCUUAUGCAACAAGGUCUUCCCCAGCCCACACAUCCUGCAGAUCCACCUCAGCACACAUUUCCGUGAACAGGAAGGCGUGCGGUCCAAGCCGACCAGCGAUGUCAAUGUCCCCACCUGCUCCAUCUGCGGCAAAACCUUCUCCUGCAUGUACACAUUAAAGCGCCACGAGCGGACGCACUCGGGCGAGAAGCCCUACACAUGCACUACUUGCGGCAAGAGCUUCCAGUACUCGCACAACCUGAGCCGGCAUGCCGUCGUGCACACACGCGAGAAGCCACACGCCUGUAAGUGGUGCGAGCGGCGCUUCACACAGUCAGGGGACUUGUACCGACACAUCCGCAAGUUCCACUGCGAACUGGUCAACUCGCUCUCGGUCAAGAGCGAGGCGCUCAAUCUACCUACGGUCAGAGACUGGGCACUGGAAGAUAGUUCACAAGAACUGUGGAAAUGAAAGCUAAACUGAUAGAAGACUGUUUGAACUGCUUGUUAAUUUAAUGAGAGAGAUCUGAGUGGCAUUUUUUGGGGCAAGAGAGGUGAAGGUAAGAGUGGGGCGGAGUGACGGCCGAAGGGUCUGAAUCAGUCAUUUUUCUUGUAUGUACAUUGCAAAUCUUGUUGAAUUGCACUUUACUAGCACAUGAAAAUGUUGCUACUGAUUUUCUUUUAAUAUAUUUUCUGGUCUCUUUAGGGUCUCUUUUUUUUCCUGUUCUCCUUGGGUUUUUCGAAAUAUGGGUGCUUGUCUCAGUAACUUUGACAGAAAAAUGAUUCAUUGGGAUUUUCACCUGUAUAUAAUUUACAGUUUUUGUAUAUGCUCCUAAAUUUCAAGGAACAUCUGCCAUGAAAAGCAUAUGAAGAUUUCAGGUAAUAGACAGAGGAGUUUAAAAACUAAGUAAACACUAAACGGGUACUAUGGUCAUAUAUUUACCUGUACACACUUGCCUAUUAUUUGAGUAUGUGUGUGUAUUUAUAUAUAUUUAUAUAUAUAUAUAUAUAUAUAUAUAUAUAUAUAUAUAUAUAUAGUGCACUACUAUAAUUUGUAGGUAACAUACCUGAUGUGUGACUGUGGCCGUGCAUGCAUGUGUAUUCACACACAUACGCACACAUACACACGUAGUGUGUGAGCAGGUCAGUCCUUUAAUUCCCACGAGGAAGCUCUAAGCUCACGUUACUUAAGCUCUUGUACAUUUUUGACUCGUUAUAGGAAACUUGACUGAUGGAAGACAAAUAAGGCACUCAUGCAAUGUACAGCCUCCUUUUUCUUAACAGUGGCCGCAUUUUUUCUAUCCUUUCUUUAAUAUGAUUUGAAGUCAUUUUUGCAUUUUAGUUGCAGUCUCUCUACAUCACUUGUUUGCUACUGAGGUUGGUUUUUACAUCGGCUGCGUUUAUAGAGAUUUCUGUAGUGUUUUAUUAAGAUUUUUCAUUUUUAAAACAGAAUCUGUUGUUGCAUGAUGUCUGACCUGUAUAUUGAAAAAGAUGUGACUUGCUGUAUUGCUGUACACUGUAAUUGACUGAUUCAUUACAGUCAGGGCACCUGUCUGUUGGAAAAAAAAAGUACCUUUAAUAUUACCGCUGUAGAAAUUGCAUGAAUUUUAUUUAACUUACUCUUUUUUUUGUUGUUGUUGUUGUUGUUUUGCAUCAGAGAGUGUAUUUUUUAAUUAACUCAUUUGAUUCCUUGGUAGAUUUGAGUUUUUCCUCUCAUUAGAGAAUGAAUCGGGUGUUCUGGUGAGGUGUUUUUUCUGGGCUGUGAAGACUGUGGAAGUGCACUGGCGUUAGGCUGCAGUAUCUACACACGCGACACGAUUCGGUUCGGGCUCACUGUAGGAUUCGGAGGGUAACGAGGGACUAGGUGUCAGCAGAGGCUGAAUGGCUAUGUUUAUUGUUCAGAAGGCUGCCGUGGCUCCUCUUAUCAUCUCCUUGUGUGCUGGGUCCUCAACUGCUGUUUGUCUCAGUGUCCUGUUUACUGUCUGUUGUCAUUUGAAUCAUGUUGGCUCUGUUUGUAAUUUAUUUAUUUAUCUUUUCAAUUGGCACUUGCUUCAGAUUCGAUUGCCAUGAAUACACAUUUGUGUGGCUGAUGGUACAGCUCUUCUUUAUGGGUGUCAUCAGCAGCGCACAUCUAUUUGGAGAAGCUGAAGGAUCUUUAAACAGCAUAAAGCUCGACACUCUGAUCUGAGUGGUUUGUGUGUGUGUGCGUGUGUUUGUGUUCAAUACAUAAGUCUUUUUUUUUUUUUGAUCACAAGAACGUGUUUGGCAAGGUUGGUUGCACCUUUGAAGUUUAAUGAAAUUAGAAUGAUGUGCAAAAGAGGCCUUUAUAAAAAUGUAUAUGCUUAAUUAUUAACCUAAUUGAAUUGACUUUGUUACACUGAAAAAAGAUCUACAAAUUUGUGAUUGUUCAUUUGUUAACUUUUUGCAGCAUUUGUAAUUUUGAAAAAUGUUUAUUCUAAAAAUGUUUUAUUUUUUUUCUUUAAGUUAAUUUCAUUUGCAAAAUUAUAUUAAGGUUUCUUUUAUUAAGAAUGUGAAAAUUCUGUUCUGUUUGUUUGUUGGUUUGUUUCACAAAAAACUAUUUCAUUGUCAAAUCCAGAGAAAUAAGAGGCAAAGAAAAAUGAAAAACAUAUGGUUUAGCACUGAAGACAUAGAUCAGUCACUCACAUAGUGCUGAAAUGCUUGAACUACUUUAGUUAGAGAGGGCCAGGGGCUCCUACGCAGGCCUCAGGAACUGUCCUACCAUAUAUUUGGCUGGUGCAACGGCUAGUGAAAAGGUUGAGCUUUGCCAACAGCGCAUGCUCCUCAUGGCGUUUUGCACGGUGGUACUUUUACCUUUUGCACUCUAAAGUGGCAGAUAAAAAUAUCAACUGUGGGGUUGAUUUGUUUUCUAUGCUUUCUUUUUCUUUUUGUUGGAUUCUAUUGUACUUGACCGCCUUAAACUACUGUUAUCAACUUAUACUCAGAGGGUGAAAACUGGAAACUGUCGCUGGAAUACUGGAUGACUUUCUUUUGACUUUUUUUGUUCAAUGGAAAUGAAGCUGUGAAAUGGCCUAUGAAGCAUAUCCAUAAAUUAGACACCCCUUUAGUUUACUUGAAACCCAGGAACCCCAGUGUGAAGAACAACUCUGUCAAAUUCAAACUUGUUGGCUAAUGAGUAUGGGAAAGAAAAUAAAUAUCUCUUGAAUUCAAGGACAAUCGUGGUCUGGGUGGGAAAAAAAAAAAGAAGAAGAAGAUUUGACUUUACAUGUAAUUGCUUCCCUUCUGAUAUUUUUUGCUAUGUUGACAUUGUUCCUUUUAUGGAUUUAGACAUUUAGCUUUGACAAUCAUAGUAUGUUUCAUUUUCUCAAGGGAAGUAAAUUAUGAGGCUGUUUAGUUUUGUACUUUUGGUGUGCUGUUGGUGAAAUUUUUAAAUUGUGUGCAAACUGCAAUAAAUUAUAAGAACCUUA